AUGGAUGUCUCCCUGUUGUCUAUACGACUAGACCAGGAGACAAACCGCAAGGUCAUCAACGAACAGUACAGAAUCAUCAAGAAAAUCGGUCAGGGCCAGUAUGGAAAAGUCCUUCUAGGCGAGACUACAGUUACCUCGACUUGCCAGGACAAGUAUGUGGCCAUCAAGACGAUAAACCGGAUAGACAGAAAGAGACUCAUAACCAAGACUUACUUGAGCCAAGCGACGAAGAUUAAGCGAGAGAUUGAAAUCAUGAAGGAAUGUAGCCAUCCGAAUGUAGUUAAACUAUACCAAGUUAUAGAUGACAUGAAGUUCGACAAAAUCUUGUUGAUACUCGAAUAUUGCAAAUACGGCGAAAUAGACUGGAAGCACUAUAACCACUACUACGAGAAAUAUCAGAAACACUACAAUGAUAGAAAGCCUUUAACUAUCAAUAAGAUUCUACGAGAUGUCAUAAACGGCUUGGAAUAUCUACAUUCAUACAAAAAAAUUAUUCACCGAGACUUGAAACCGUCGAAUCUCUUGAUCAACAGCGAUAACACCAUCAAAAUUUCAGAUUUUGGAGUCAGUUUGAUCCUCGAAAACAAUGCUAACGACGCUAAGGAAUUGGGUAAGACCAUGGGGACCCCAGCGUUCUUUGCUCCGGAGCUCUGCCAGUUUGUAAAUAAUAGAUACUCCAUGAUCACCAAUGCUAAUCAUAGUGGGAACAAGGUGCAAAUAGAUCACAGGAUCGAUAUAUGGUCCUUGGGUGUAACUUUAUACUGUCUCAUGUUCAACAAUUUGCCCUUUAAUGGGAGUAACGAGUUUGAGAUGUUCCAAAGCAUAGUAAAAGAAGAGUUGAAGUUUCCUGUAUUAAAACACUCAUCCAGGACUACAGAAGCUGAUAUCAGAGAAGUAAAGCUAUUAAAAGAUUUGUUGCGUAGAUUGCUUGAGAAAGAUCCACAGAGAAGAAUCUCUAUAGAACAAGUUAAGAAUCACGACUUCACCACCUUCGAUUUGGACGAAAUUGAAACUCGCAAGUUCCAUAAUUUCAACAGAGCUAUCUUCAGAGAUGCCGACAAGAAGGGAGAAAAACAUGUCUCUGACUUGAAUGCGAGGGCGGAACAGGAUUCUGCAUUUAGUACGAGAAUUAAAAGACUAUUCACAAGCAAGACGGACACCAAGCCAGUGUCUCUUCCUUUGCGCAAAUCAACUGAGAUCAACAAUACUCCGACCAACAGCAAUUUAACCAUAGAUCAAACUGAAGACUUGGAGCCUCUAGAUGAUCUCUUAGAUUCGUAUUUGGACGACUCAUCGUCGGCGGAUUCCUUAGGAAGCGAUGUUGAACAGGAUGUAGAUACUUCUGAUAUUUUGGGAGAAAACAAUGAAAAUGGUAAGCUCGACAGCGUUAAAAUCACGAGCUCAAGCCACGAUACGCUUUUUAGUGUCAAGCCCAAGCCAUUACAGUUAUCAGACACUUCUUCUUUCGUGCCUCCAAGACCAUUCAGUACGAAUUCUUCACCUCAGGACAAUUCUACAUGGAAACCUCCUAGACCCUUCAUUACACCUACAAAUAAUCAUUUCACAACCAUCGGAGCCAGUUCUCCAUCUUCAUUCAAGUCUAUCUUCAGUCCUUCAAAGAGGUUCUUUACAAGCAAUAAAGGCAAGAAGGAAGAUACAGAAGCAAAGAAUCCAACCAUCAGUUCGUUGUCUUCUCCCACAGCAAUUCGUAAUGGGGCCAAUACUUCCAAAUCUACUUAUACGGAUUUGAUGGAGCCACCGCCAAUUUUCGCUGGACACAGCACCUUCACUAAUUCACCGAAGAAUGACAACAUCGUACCAAACUCUCGUGUCAGCGUGCUCCCCGCUUCUGGCUAUGGACUCAGCCGAAUCACGAGUUCGAGCUCAUCGCUUAAUUUGAAUGCCUACCUUACCGACGACAGCUAUACGGAAAAAAGUUCCAAAGUCGGUAAAUUACGAACAUUUUCAAGUGUAUCUAGAGAUGACAAAGUUGAAGUGGAUGGUGACACCAAUGACAUUGACGGAGAUGACGACGAUGUUGGCAACGAUACUGUGGUAAUUGCUGACGAUUCUGGACCCAACAGGAAAUUCAAAAACAUGAACGACUAUCUCGAUAGCUUGAAUUGA
This is a messenger RNA of Scheffersomyces stipitis CBS 6054, 2127 nucleotides long. RefSeq names its product serine/threonine protein kinase. The coding region runs from base 1 to 2127 and encodes 708 amino acids. The transcript is spliced from 3 exons. Gene Ontology annotation, cellular component: cytoplasm. NCBI's taxonomy places the organism in Eukaryota, Fungi, Ascomycota, Pichiomycetes, Serinales, Debaryomycetaceae. Gene Ontology annotation, molecular function: ATP binding; protein serine/threonine kinase activity. Gene Ontology annotation, biological process: peptidyl-serine phosphorylation; autophagy. The record is from RefSeq and is a predicted model, not a curated record.